GUGAAUAUUAAUGAAGAUAAGUUUUAUCAUUAGAAAGUUCUGGUGUAUUGAUUCGGAGAGGAGGGGGACCUUGGCCUAAAAAAGUUUUCAGGAAAUAAACAGAAACGUUUUGUGUCUCUUCGCACAAAGAAGAGGACAGAACACUGUGGGUCACCGGUUUGUCAUCUGUGAAUGUGGUCCAGGAGGAUUUGAGCCAUGAACGCUCCAAAGUGUCCCAUUUGUCAUCAGUCUGAUAUCGGCAUUCUGGAUGGUCAGUGUGCGGUCUGCAAGUCUUGCUCUAAAUCGAACCGGUGCGUGUUUCAGUUCUGCUUGGCAUGUGAAAGAAAAUGGCCACAGGACAUUUCGACCACCAAAUCCUGCAUGCUGCCGAACUGUGCGCUCCGUGCUGCCCUCCUCAGCGACACAAGAAUCAAUGACCCAGAAAGCUCGGUGAGAGGAUGCCCGUACUUCAGGGCCUGUCCAGGAUGUCAUGCCCUACUAACACACAGUGGUGAGGGGUGCCCUAACAUAAUUUGUCCCAAAUGCAACCAGGAGUUCUGCUUUCGCUGCCUGCGCCCAGAAUGCUACGACAAUGAGGAUUAUGCGGAUGAUGAGUACUAUGAUGAUUACGACCAAGAUGAUCCUGAGCCAGAGCUCUGUGUGAUAGUGGAUAACAAUGAGAUCCUUCAACAUCUAGGACUGUAGUGGAUAAACAACAUAACUCUGAAUAACUCUGUGAGGAUAAACUACUAAAAAUAACAUUUAAUUGAUUUAAUAAUGAGCUAGGGAAAAGAUAACUGUAUUUUAAUUUCUAAAGAGAAUAAAAAUGUUUUUACUCAAA
Molecule: messenger RNA, 820 nt
Organism: Megalobrama amblycephala (Wuchang bream)
Lineage: Eukaryota; Metazoa; Chordata; Actinopteri; Cypriniformes; Xenocyprididae
Product: E3 ubiquitin-protein ligase ARIH2-like
Exons: 4
Coding region: 196-684 (162 amino acids)
Molecular function (GO): zinc ion binding
Source: RefSeq, a predicted model, not a curated record